AUGGCUGCCUCUAUCGCGCCCGAAUGCAAUGAUAUCAAAGAGAAAUAUGAUACCUGUUUCCUGAAGUGGUAUAGUGAGAAAUACCUGCGUGGCAACACCUCUUCCAAUGACUGCGAAGCACUAUUUAAGAACUACAAGGGUUGCCUGAACAAAGUUCUGAAGGAAAGGGGCAUUGACUCCAUGUUGGAUGAUGCUCGCAAGAGUGGCAGCAGUGAAACUGAUGCAGAGUUCCUCAAAAAGUCUUGA
This is a messenger RNA of Penicillium antarcticum, 246 nucleotides long. RefSeq lists its product as uncharacterized. Bases 1 to 246 code for a protein of 81 amino acids. The transcript is spliced from 4 exons. The record is from RefSeq and is a predicted model, not a curated record. NCBI's taxonomy places the organism in Eukaryota, Fungi, Ascomycota, Eurotiomycetes, Eurotiales, Aspergillaceae.